AUGUUCAAGAAAGGUGCUUUAACCAUAUCAAUGUUCUCAAAUUCUACAAUGUUGGUUGGGUUAUGCCGUCCACGGAGGCGGCUCCGGCGACGGAGAGGGAGCAGCAUCCGGCUAGGGAACAAGAGACGAGGGUUUUGCCUUGGAUCACGUCCAGUGGUACAAUGGGGUGUCAUGGCUCCUCUUCGCAUGUUGAAGAAGAUCAUUAUGGAAAUUACACCAAAGGGAAAUUGGAUAGAGGCUUAUUGUUGGUCUCUGCCUCUUCUGCGUCCCCAACUAUUUCCGCUUUGUUGA
Messenger RNA from Gastrolobium bilobum, 291 nucleotides. RefSeq lists its product as uncharacterized. Bases 1 to 291 code for a protein of 96 amino acids. The record is from RefSeq and is a predicted model, not a curated record. Lineage: Eukaryota; Viridiplantae; Streptophyta; Magnoliopsida; Fabales; Fabaceae. The transcript has a single exon.